AUGCAUCCACCAUUCGGCGGGGGCGCACCGCCUCCCGGGGGCCAAGGUGGGCCUGUCACGCUGCCCCCGCCUGGGCCAGGAGGCCCUGGGUUCCCUGGACAGGACUUUCUUUCGAUGAUCCCCGGCGGCGCGCCGGGGGGUGGCCCAGGUGGAAUGCCCGGCCCCCGCAUUCUGCCGGGGUCAGGAGGCCCGCCCGGGGCCGGCGGCCCGAGCUUCCCGCCGCUCAUGGCGCCGCCAGCCAUGGGCAUGCUGAUGCCCGACAUGGGCAUCGGCCCCAUGGGGCUCCCCGGCAUGGUCAGAAAGCCCCGAAACAUGCAACCGCCCACGCAGGACAUGAGCAUUCCACCGAACCAGACGAUCUACAUCAACAACAUUAACGACAAAGUCAAGCUCCCAGAACUCAAGGAGAACUUGCGAAGCAUGUUCAAGCAGUUCGGAGAGAUUCGGCAAAUUGUUGCCAUGAGCUCCUUCUGGCGCAGGGGACAGGCGUGGAUCGUGUUCGCGUCGGUGGAGUCCGCGACGAAAGCCAUUCAGGGCAUGCAGGCCUUCGUCUACCAUGGUCAGCCGCUGCGCAUCAACUACAGCAUUACGAAGAGCGACAUCAUCGCGAAGGAGGACGGCACGUUUACGCCGAGGCCGCCCGGCCCGAAGAAGCCCCGCGCGGUUCGCGAGCGGGAGGAGAGGCAGCGCGAGCUCUUCCUCCAAAUGCAACAGCAGUACAUGCAGAUGCAGGUCAAGGUUUUCUUUCCGCAGACGCGGUCACUGAAGUACUGCAUCUCUCUUCCUUCUCUUUCCUUUUCUGUGCCCGCAGCUAAUGCUCUGAAGCGCAAAGCGGAGGCUGCGCUUCCGACGCCGCAGCUCGCGAAGCUUGGAGGCCCCUUCCCGCCGGCCGCGCCUGUGGCGCCGCCCCCCGCAGUGGACAUGAGUUUCCCGGCGAUGCCAAACAAAGUCCUGUUUCUCGAGAAUCUGCCUGAGGACGCGACCAUGGAGGGCCUCGUCAGCCUCUUCUCCAAGCACAGCGGCAUGAUUGAAGUGCGGCCCGUCCUCUGGCGCCGCGUCGCCUUCGUCGAGUACGAGAACGAGAUGCUCGCGGCCAACGCUAUGAAUGCUCUGCAGGGAACAAACAUGAACGGCUCAUCCAUAAAGAUUACGUAUGCACGGAGAUGA
Besnoitia besnoiti is the source of this 1167-nucleotide messenger RNA. Its product is annotated as RNA recognition motif-containing protein. The record is from RefSeq and is a predicted model, not a curated record. Gene Ontology annotation, biological process: mRNA splicing, via spliceosome. Gene Ontology annotation, cellular component: U1 snRNP. Gene Ontology annotation, molecular function: U1 snRNA binding. Bases 1 to 1167 code for a protein of 388 amino acids. The transcript has 7 exons. Lineage: Eukaryota; Apicomplexa; Conoidasida; Eucoccidiorida; Sarcocystidae.